Molecule: messenger RNA, 626 nt
Organism: Phytophthora sojae
Lineage: Eukaryota; Oomycota; Peronosporomycetes; Peronosporales; Peronosporaceae
Exons: 2
Coding region: 13-618 (201 amino acids)
Molecular function (GO): mRNA binding
Source: RefSeq, a predicted model, not a curated record
GCGACGGAGCGAAUGAUCCUGGACGAGGCCGAGAAAUCCUCGGUGAUGCGGGUCGACCGCUCACGCUCGUGCAUUGCGCCGAAGGUCGUGCCAGCGGCGGGCGAAGACUAUGGAGCAGAUGCCAGAACAAUCUACAUCGACAGCUUCGGCACCACGGACGACCAUGACUCGCUGCGUCGCACCUUCACCAAGUUUGGCAAGGUGAACUUGGUGAGCAUGCCGAGGUUCCCACAAAGCAAAAAGUUCAAAGGCUUUGGGUUUGUGGAGUUCGCGGAGCAAGAUUCUGCCGAAAAAGCUACUGCCAAGGCCUCGGAUGCUGACCUGCGCGGCAUUCGUGUCAUGAGUAAGCGCCGAUGGCUCGAGAUGAAGGAGCAGUUGAAACUUCGCUUGUCCUGCCCUGGUACUUCUGGAAGCAGUGCCAGCGCCAAAGUAGACGACGCCAGUGACUCCAACAAGAGUGCUAACUUGGUGACUGCUUCCGGUACGAAGAAAAAGAGACGCCAGAAGCCAGCAUCAGGCGGUCAUAUCCAUUUUGGCAACGAGGACAGUGACGAACAGCCUGUCGACAACGAUAGCAACGACAAUGAGGACAUGCCAACCAAGAAACAGAAAAUAUAAAGCAGAGC